Parnassius apollo (apollo) is the source of this 750-nucleotide messenger RNA. Lineage: Eukaryota; Metazoa; Arthropoda; Insecta; Lepidoptera; Papilionidae. The record is from the annotation of a GenBank genome assembly.
AUGAUUUAUCUAUCAAGAACUGAGGAGGCAGAUCUGGAGGACCUGAGUUGUACCGACAUUGAGAAACAAUGGGGUACACUUAAAACUACAGCACUGAAGAAAUACGAAGCAAAAUCAUUGUCUGAAAUGUGCCAUGUGAAAAGACAGAGGGACAUCUAUGUGAAAACAAUGCCAAAAGUCACUGAAGAGAUGGAAAGUCAUUGGAGAAUGAAGUUAAUGCAGAGUAAAUACUUGCACACAACAGUGAAUAUUCUUUAUUUACAAGUCUCAUGCGAUGAGGUGAUGGAGUUGUUGAUUAUGGUGAAAGGAAAACUGACUGAAGAAAAGUUGAAGACAUGUGAAGUAAAUGAAUUUGAAUUUUACAACAGAUAUGUAGCUGUAUCAUUAAACCAAAGUAAAGAAAUAAUCAAUGCUGAGCAGGGUACUCCUUCUUGGAAUAAAGCUAGAAAAGUAAGACUAACAGCCUCCAAAGCGAGAGCCCCGUUUACUUAUUAUUCUAAUAAAAUUGCUGAUUGGGAUAAAAGAUAUCAAGAGGUUUUUCACAGUAAUUUCCUUGGGAAUGAAGAUACUAUCAGAGGCCUUCGCUGUGAAGCAGACGCAAGAGAUUUAUAUGCAGAGCAUUAUAGCUGCAUGAUUUUAGAGUCUAGAUUGCUGGUUCGACCAGAAUUACCAUGGCCUUCUGCAAGUCUAGACGGUACUGCCAUGGAUAAAGAUGAAAAUUUUCUUAGAAAUAUUGAGAUUAAUACAUAA